Messenger RNA from Anopheles coustani, 3109 nucleotides. RefSeq names its product NAD kinase-like. NCBI's taxonomy places the organism in Eukaryota, Metazoa, Arthropoda, Insecta, Diptera, Culicidae. The record is from RefSeq and is a predicted model, not a curated record. Gene Ontology annotation, biological process: NAD+ metabolic process; NADP+ biosynthetic process. Gene Ontology annotation, molecular function: NAD+ kinase activity. The transcript has 6 exons. The coding region runs from base 1163 to 2410 and encodes 415 amino acids.
ACGGGGUCGUACUUUGCGUGUGUUUCACAAUCACUUCACGAAAGAAUCGGUGUUUUGGCGUGCGUUUUCGAUGCAGCUGCACAUCGACAACUACUCCAGGUACGGUUGAGGAUGCCGUACACUAGCUGCGCUUGCCGGUAGUAGCGGCUCGGCUACUACAAUCGUGGUGCCUCAUUCCGGGAGGCGGAAUUCAACCAUCAGCAGCUGCUGCUCAUCUGAUAAAACCAGCCCACAUCAUCCUCACAUCCCGUUCAUCCGUGUCGCCGUCCGUACGUGUUGAGUAUGUGCUAAAACUUUCACCGCAUCCGCAUUCUAUCGGUCGUGAGAUUUGUUCGGUCUCUUUGGUUGGUGUUUCUUGCGGUCGCAGCCAAAACUGUUUGUAUACACGGUUCGGUUUGCUGUUGGUCUUCGUUUUGUUGUUCUGCAGUCCACUUUCUGGUAGGUGGGUGCAUACCUGUGGGGCUCCUCCGCACAAAAUAACCCGCAUCAUCGGACGGGGGGUUGAAUCUGGCAAAGUGACGGUUUUCUCUUCGGCUUUUGAUCAGCAAUUCCUGGGAGGAAUAGGCCGCUAAGAAAAGAUAUCACGCUGUCAUCCUGUCGGUCAGAUUGGAAAUCAUCCAGUUCAACAGCAAAAUAAUUCAACAGGCACGCGAGAAGGGUGCAAGUGCAAAUCGGCCUUUGAAGUUGCGGUUGGCCUUCAGUUCGGUGCGACAGUGUUAGAUAAUAUGAGGAUAGUACAACGUAUCAUGUGAGAUUCGAAGUGCGAUUCUCGGGUUAAUCGUUUCCCCCCCGUCGGGAUGCUGCCGGAUUGUUGGAUUUCGCCAUAUUCCUACGCCACCAACGCUGCAACGGAAGGCCUCGCCGAAUGGAACAAUUGCCCUCGAACAAAAACAAUCUACAAAGGCUGCGCAAACAACAACUACACAGACGCACACACACACACACUGAAAAUCCAACAGAGACUGCCCGCGAGAGAGCAAAUUUCCCAUUUCCGGCAAAUUCCAUCCGGACGAAUGUAGGAGGGUGUGUUUGGCAGCGUGUUUAGUGCAUACCGGAUGUGAAACAGCAUCUCAACAGCAAAAUCGACAGCUUUGCCUUGUGUUUUUUUGUUGCGCAUCUCCUCCCCCAUUCGGUGCACCUUCCGUGGAAUUGAGCCGUGAAAAUGAACGGUAAUGGAGCAUGCACCUCGCCGGAGGAAAUAGCGGAAAAUCGCGAAGCACUGCAAGAAUGGCGAACGCGAAGCUUGAAUGCACCGUCACCGUUUCAACAGUUUGGACCAUGCGGUCGGAUUAUGAAAAAUUCUGCGAUGGUUAUGCAAAUUCAGGAUCCGGCCAGCCAACGGUUGACGUGGUACAAGCCGCCGCUGGCGGUGCUGGUCAUUAAGAAGGUGCGCGACUCGAAGGUGCUGCAGCCGUUCGUGGAGCUGGUGGAGUGGCUGAUCCACGAGAAGCACAUGGUCGUGUGGGUGGAAGCGGCCAUCCUCGACGAUGCGUUGCUGACGGGCGAUAAGCGCUUCACCAAGCUGCAGGACAAGCUGAUCACGUUCAAGGACGGACGGGACGAUCUGACGGACAAGAUCGAUUUCAUCAUCUGCCUCGGAGGCGAUGGGACGCUCCUGUACGCAUCGCUCCUGUUCCAGAAGUCCGUCCCGCCCGUCAUGGCAUUCCAUCUGGGGUCGCUCGGGUUCCUGACUCCGUUCCAGUUCGACAACUUCCAGGAGCAGGUGACGAACGUGCUCGAGGGCCACGCGGCCCUCACGCUCCGUAGUCGGCUGCGGUGCAUAAUCGUGCGCAAGGAUAAGACGGAACAGGAGAUAUCCACCUUCAAAUCGUCUCAGGAUCCAUCGACCAACAUUCUGGUGCUAAACGAGGUCGUCAUCGAUCGGGGUCUCUCGUCCUACCUGAGCAACAUCGAUCUGUUUCUGGACGGGAAGCAUAUCACCUCGGUGCAGGGCGAUGGGCUGAUCGUGUCGACACCAACCGGCAGCACGGCCUACUCGGCGGCCGCCGGUGCCUCGAUGAUUCACCCGUCCGUACCAGCGAUCCUCGUGACACCGAUCUGUCCCCAUUCGCUCAGCUUCCGACCGAUCGUACUGCCAGCGGGUGUGGAACUGAAGAUUGCAAUUUCACCGGACAGUCGAAACAGCUCGUGGGUGUCGUUCGAUGGUCGGAAUCGUCAGGAGUUGCUACACGGUGAUAGUCUACACGUGACCACAUCCAUCUACCCGGUGCCAAGCAUAUGCGCUCAGGAUCAGAUAGCGGACUGGUUCGAUUCGCUCGCCGAGUGUCUGCACUGGAACGUGCGCAAGCGGCAAAAGUGUCUGGACGAGCUGUCGGACCUCACCGGAUCCGGUACGGAGGAUAGCGCGAUCGAAGAUAUUGUGCGCGGUAUGGAGAAUCUGGAGAACUGAACGUGCGUGUUCUUGAGCAACGGCAAAAAGGGAGACGAAAGCAAGUCCACUUCUCCAGGGAUUGCACAAGGUGGAUUAGAUCUACGAAAAGGAGAGGUUAAUUGGAGCGCACCAAUGAGAACAUAAAUCAACCAAGAUGUUGACAACCAACUGAUCGUGAAAGCAAUCGAAGGAGUGAACGGAGAAAGGAGAGGUGGGGUUUCUCUGUUGAAGGAAUCGGCAAAGCAUGGUACGGGCCUCACUGAGAGAGAUGUUGAACAUCUUGAGCCGUGUUUGCGAAAUUGAUCCCUCUUCUGCACAGCUUUCCCAUGUUUUUUUUUUUAUUUUAAUUUAUACACAUCAUUUGCAUGGCGUAACUUCUUCCGGGUCUUUGAUAUCAUGCAACAAAGAAUCCGAAUUUUCGGCUUUGUUUUCGUUGUCCAUUUAUAGUUGACCCACUUUUUGCCGUUCGUCUAUCGGUCUAUACUCGCUAUGGCUCAUUUAGAACGCCAGGAAAGAAAAUUGUUAAUCCCCGUGUGUUUGGGAUUGGUUAAUGUUUGAGGGUUUGAUAUGUAAUCAGUUACCAACUGUGAACUCGAAGAUAUGUUCAGUACGCGUUUUGCGAGGAUUGAAAGUGGUGGAUGUUUUAAAAAAAAAAUCUUUUAAAUUAUUAUUUCCUUCGCCGAGGAACGAACCACCUUGGUUGAGUUGAAUGGAAAG